AUGGUAACACGCGCCAUCAGCACCAGGCAUUCGACUACAGCAGUCCUUGCUACCUACGAGCUGCUCGAAGCUAUUCUCAUCGAGCUUCCCAUGUCGCAAUUGCUCGAGGUUCGCAGAGUCAGCAAGACUUGGGAAUUGCUCAUCACGCAGUCAAAGCCGCUUCGUACCAAACUCUUCCUGGACCCAGAGCUCAGCAAGUGUCUCUGGAGUCUGGAUCGGAAAUCUCUCGAGCUCAUACCAUAUGAGUCAGGUGACAGGGAGCGCCUGGGCGAGGAGUGGAUCCAUUCUCAAGCCUUGUCGCGUCCUUCAACCGUCAACCCACUUCUGUUUGCGCACGACGCCAAACUCAGAGGUCCGCUCAAGAUCCGUGCUAUGUCUUGCGAGAACCUGUACUUCACAGCUUCUCCGGACCUGGCUAAGCGUCAUUCGGUUGUCCACGAGAUGUAUGUGACGCAGCCGCCCGUUAGUGUGGUUCAGUUCGCCUUCUACUUCCACGCAACCAAGGAACCCGGCAGGCGCUUCCGCCGCGCUGAUGGGUGCAGAACUGUAAAGGUGACGAAUAGGGAUGGCGUCAAGCUGGGCCACGUGCUGCAGGCUUUCAGGAUCGAGGCCAGCAGAACCCCAGAGUAUCGACUGAGCUCCAGGCUGUCGAUCAAGGUUCAUUCGAGCUCUCCCGGUUGUAAGAGCGUGGUCUGGAUGUUGGGAGCUAUCUUUGUCAAUGAUGAGGAGAAGGAGGGUGUGGAGAAACUUAGGAAGAAGACUGUUGACMGUGCUGAAGAACCAGGAUGGGUGGGAAAUGUUCUACGAAUGGAAGGAUGA
Ramularia collo-cygni is the source of this 819-nucleotide messenger RNA. RefSeq lists its product as uncharacterized. Gene Ontology annotation, molecular function: protein binding. Bases 1 to 819 code for a protein of 272 amino acids. Lineage: Eukaryota; Fungi; Ascomycota; Dothideomycetes; Mycosphaerellales; Mycosphaerellaceae. The record is from RefSeq and is a predicted model, not a curated record. The transcript has 2 exons.